Lingula anatina is the source of this 3140-nucleotide messenger RNA. RefSeq lists its product as uncharacterized. Gene Ontology annotation, molecular function: protein-L-isoaspartate (D-aspartate) O-methyltransferase activity. The record is from RefSeq and is a predicted model, not a curated record. Gene Ontology annotation, biological process: protein modification process. Gene Ontology annotation, cellular component: cytoplasm. Lineage: Eukaryota; Metazoa; Brachiopoda; Lingulata; Lingulida; Lingulidae.
GUUAUGACGUGACGUCAGUCUACGAUCCGUCUCAGCUGACAGGAAAAUACAUUCGAAGAAAAAACACAUUGCACAGAAAUACAGCAUUCGUUGUCACCAUACUAUUCCAUCAUGGGAGGGGCUGUGAGUGCUGGCGAAAGCAAUGACGAUUUAAUUGACAACCUUAUGGAAGCAGAUUACAUAAAGACUCCACUCAUUGAGAAAGUAUUCAGGGCUGUGGACAGAGCAGACUAUUAUUUACCAGAACACAGGAGCAAUGCAUACAAGGACUUGGCAUGGAAGCAUGGGAAUCUCCAUCUGUCUGCCCCAUGUAUCUACUCGGAGGUGAUGGAAUCUUUAGACUUGCACCCUGGCCAAUCUUUCCUCAAUCUUGGCAGUGGCACAGGCUACCUUAGUACCAUGGCAGGACUUAUUUUAGGUUCUUAUGGAGUUAACCAUGGUAUAGAAAUUCAUGCAGACGUGGUAGAUUAUGCAAAACAGAAGAUUGAACAGUUUAAAGAGAAGUGCACAAAUUUUGAUGAGUUUGACUUUUGUGAGCCAGUUUUCACUGUUGGAAAUUGCCUUCUCAUCAAUUCCAGCUGCCCUCUCUAUGACAGAGUUUACUGUGGGGCAGCAUGUUCUCCAGAGCAUGAAACUUAUAUAAAGAACCUGAUUAAGAUUGGGGGAACUCUUGUCAUGCCUUUCCAUGAUCAGCUUCUUCAGAUAACCAGAGCUGGUGAAAGAAGAUGGGAGAGUAGGAGUGUCCUUCCAGUUUCUUUUGCCACUCUCAUUCAACCUGAGAGAGAGCAGUAUGCAAAUAUGAUUGAUAUGCCUGAGGUGAACCCUUUAUCUCUUCAAGAAGCAUGUCGCUGUGGCAUAAGAAGAAUACUGCGCUCCAAUAUCAACAUAUUACAUCCAAACCUAAGCACAAGAAAACGUAGAAAACCAAAAUGCCCCAAACGUCCCCGACAUCAUCGACAUGUCAAUAUUGUUCCAAUGAGCAUGGGUAUGAUGAUCUUGGGCAGAUUUGAUGAUGAUGAUGAAAAUAAUGAGAGCAGUGGGCCAGAUGUUUGGCUAAGAAGAGGUGAAAGGUCUUCUGAUGAAGAGGUAGUCAGUAAUGGAACCACAGAUGAUGAACAGGAAAGAGAAAAUGAAACGGUUGAAAGUGGUGAAGGGGAGUGUGAUAAUGGUAAAGAAUCUAAAGAUGAUGAAGUGGAAGAGAAAUAUGAUCAUAAUGAAAAAGGAGAUGAGAAGGAAGAUGAUGCUCAGAUUAGUGAAGAAGAAAUGGAGGUCGAAUUAACUGGGAGAGGUGCGGGGACAAAUGGUAAAAAAUCCAAACCAAAGUUGAUAAAAGCUGUAAACUCCUCAAGAAAAGGGCAUACGUCAUCAUCUUCUUCAAGCUCAUCUGAGUCUGGAGUGGAGUUUCCCGAAUUAAACCCAUCAAGUUUAGAAUCUGAGCAUCUCUUGUCGCCUAGACCCUUUAGAAUGCCAUCAGACAGACAGCGAGUAAGUACCAGCAGUGAUUACCAUUCUGACAGUGAAGCUAAGCUCACCCCAGACAGUGCCAAUAUAGAGCGUCCAGAGUUCUUCAAGACCAUUGAAGAGCAGGAUGAAAAAAUGGACUAUGGUGGCACUGAGAAUGACAAAUGCACUGAAGACGAUAAUGAGGAUCAAGAUAAUAACUCGCCAAGAAUGACCUAUAAGGACUUGAUGAAAGAAAGAGUUAAUAGCCUUCCUAUACCAGAGGCUCUGAAAAAAUAUGUUAUGUAUUACAGAGAGUGAAUAUGGAUGUGUGAGGCCAAUCAUAUGGCCAGCGCCAAUUUAUCACGCUGGAGGGCAACCUCAGGAAGUCCCAACUUUAGGCAGUCAAGCAUUUGUCUCAGGACAGUCUGAGAAUAGCAGUGACACUGAAGCUGGUGAAUAGAAGCAAUACAUUUGAACCAUCUGCUGAUUGACAUCAAAGCUUUUAUUUUUCAAACAUGACACUUCCACCAACUCCUCUUUGGUGUUAGUUGCAUAGUGGCUUUUUGUGCUUAUUUGUCAAUAUUUAUCUCAGUGAAUUGCUUUGCGAAAACAAACAGAAAUGCAUUACAGAGCAUUUUGCCACCAAAUAAAAAAACAGUAAUGUUCGCAUGUGGGACAGAGGUUUAAGUACUUAUUAUCUGAUAACCUAUUGCUUGCUGACACUGUUAAGUUCUCAUUUCUAUUUGGAUGUCCAGGAUGUCCAAAACGGUUGGUUUGUGAAAUGAACACCACAUUUAUAACUGAGAGGAAUGUGUGUGAAGUGUCCCUUUUCCCCGUAAAGGGAUUUUGUCACUUGGCAGUAAAAUAACUGUUAACCAUCUCUACAUUUUAAGAAGCUCAAAAGGCCAUUGUGUCUUAUGCUUUGAGGUGACAUUUUAUCAGCAUUACUGUUGCCUUUACUUGGGUGCCAAUCCAUACAAAACCCUCCAAACGUUGUUAGUCUCAUGACUGUGUAAGAUGGUUAUUGAUUUAAUAUUGACUAUUGUAUGCUUCGUGAACAUGGUGGAAGGGAAUGCAGUAUAAAAAUGUAAACAGGACAAAUUUUCUGCUGCUUGAUCAUGCCCUGAUUUGUGACCAUAUUAUUGAAAUAAGGCUUUUGUCUUAAUGUAUAUGGAAGUAUGUAACAUCUGUAUUAAUCACUUAUAAUCAUUAACACAUUAACAAAUGUUUAUAAUAAAUUAACCAAUCCAAACUGUGCAUAGUGGAGACAUUGGACUGGCAUGAUUUUGAUCAUUUCAUCAUUUCAUUUAAAGAGUUUAUUAUACAGAUCUUUUUUUUUUCUUUUUUUUUUUGAAUAGAUGCCUGUCAUGAUUUUUCAGUAUAAACUUGGUUUGGAUGUAGGCUGGUUAGUAGGCUUUUAUGUCUGGAGAAACGUGAAAACUUUUCUUUAGUUUGAACACUGCAGACCAUGUAAGUUGCAACCUGUUGUAUUAUUUUUUGAAAAUUUGAUUUGAAAAAAAAAAAUGUUAUGUUAAAACUUAAUAUUUGUGUUAUUAUUAAAUAUCACUUUAAGUAUAUAAAUUUAUUAUAUUGCUUAGUGUUCUAUUUACUUUUGGAAAGCUAUGCAUGUUAAUGCAUGUUUGGUUUAGUCAAUUGUAACAAAUUAUGCCUUGAUAUUUGAGAAUAAAUACAAACGA